Lathyrus sativus (Indian pea) is the source of this 1974-nucleotide messenger RNA. The record is from the annotation of a GenBank genome assembly. NCBI's taxonomy places the organism in Eukaryota, Viridiplantae, Streptophyta, Magnoliopsida, Fabales, Fabaceae.
AUGGAGUCUUUUCACAGAUUCAAGUUGUGGGUCUUGGUUUUCUGUUUAGUGUUUCAAUCAGGGUUUGGGUUCUAUCUCCCGGGUAGUUACCCUCACAAUUAUGCUGUUGGUGAUGAGUUGUCGGUCAAGGUGAAUUCUCUUACUUCAAUUGGUACUGAGAUUCCAUUUAGUUAUUAUAGUUUACCCUUUUGUAAGCCUCAAGGUGGUGUUAAGGACAGUGCUGAGAAUCUCGGUGAACUCCUUAUGGGGGAUCGGAUCGAGAAUUCUCCGUAUAGGUUUAAGAUGUAUACCAAUGAGUCUGAGGUUUUUCUGUGUCAAGUUGAUAAGUUGUCUGGAGAUCAGUUCAAGAUCUUGAAAGAGAGGAUUGAUGAGAUGUAUCAGGUUAAUCUUAUACUUGAUAAUUUGCCGGCUAUUCGGUUUACGAAGAAAGAUGAGUACUUUUUGAGAUGGACUGGGUACCCUGUUGGGAUUAAGAUUCAGGAUGUGUAUUAUCUGUUUAACCAUCUUAGGUUUAAUGUUCUUGUUCAUAAGUAUGAGGAGACAAAUGUGGCUCGCGUUAUGGGAACUGGUGAUGCCGCGGAGAUGAUUCCUCCUAUUGGUAAGGAGGGGUCUGAUAAGCCGGGUUAUAUGGUUGUUGGGUUUGAAGUUGUACCUUGUAGCAUUUUGCAUAAUGCUAAUUCUGCUAAAAACUUGAAGAUGCAUGAAAAAUAUCCGGCACCUAUCAAAUGCGAUCCGUCUACUGUGGCAAUGCCGAUUAAAGAAGGCCAGCCGGUUGCGUUUACCUAUGAGGUAACUUUUGAGGAGAGUGAUAUCAAGUGGCCGUCUAGAUGGGAUGCUUAUUUGAAGAUGGAGGGAGCCAAAGUCCAUUGGUUUUCGAUCCUCAAUUCGUUAAUGGUGAUCACUUUUCUUGCUGGUAUUGUUCUUGUUAUCUUCUUGAGAACUGUUCGGAGGGAUCUGGCUAGUUAUGAGGAGCUUGAUAAGGAAGCUCAAGCACAGAUGAAUGAGGAGUUAUCUGGUUGGAAGCUUGUUGUGGGGGAUGUUUUCCGCGCUCCAUCGAAUCCUGCUUUGUUGUGUAUAAUGGUUGGUGAUGGAGUUCAGAUUCUAGGGAUGGCUAUUGUGACAAUAUUGUUUGCUGCACUUGGAUUCAUGUCACCGGCCUCCCGCGGAACACUUAUCACAGGUAUGCUGUUUUUCUACAUGAUACUUGGUAUUGCUGCUGGUUAUGUUGCAGUUCGACUAUGGAGAACACUCGGAAGCGGCGACCAGAAGGGUUGGAUUUCAGUUGCAUGGAAAGCUGCUUGUUUCUUCCCUGGUAUUGCCUUUUUGAUCCUCACAUUCUUAAACUUCCUAUUAUGGGGAAGCCACAGCACCGGAGCCAUUCCAUUUUCACUCUUUGUUAUAUUGCUUUUGCUUUGGUUCUGCAUUUCUGUUCCACUUACACUUGUCGGUGGUUACUUCGGAGCAAAAGCACCCCACCUUGAAUAUCCCGUUAGAACCAACCAAAUCCCUAGAGAAAUUCCUCAACAACGGUAUCCUUCAUGGCUUUUAGUUCUAGGCGCUGGCACCCUUCCCUUUGGAACCCUCUUCAUUGAGCUCUUCUUUAUAAUGUCCAGCAUUUGGAUGGGCCGUGUGUACUACGUUUUCGGGUUUCUCUUCAUUGUUUUGAUCCUACUCGUGGUGGUUUGUGCCGAGGUAUCUCUUGUUCUAACAUAUAUGCACCUCUGCGUGGAGGAUUGGAGAUGGUGGUGGAAAUCAUUCUUCGCCUCCGGUUCCGUUGCAUUGUACAUCUUUUUGUAUUCCAUAAACUAUCUCGUAUUUGAUCUCAAGAACCUGAGUGGACCUGUUUCCGCAAUGCUUUAUCUCGGAUAUUCUCUCUUCAUGGUUCUAGCAAUCAUGUUGGUGACCGGCACAGUUGGAUUCCUCUCUUCAUUCUGGUUUGUGUAUUAUCUAUUCUCUUCUGUGAAGUUGGAUUGA